AUGUCAAUAAUAUUCUAUACACAAGUUCUUGAUUUCGUAACACAAUAUACGUUGUACAGUGGAUGUUUGAUAUUCGUAACAGGAUUAGUGGGCAAUGCAAUGAACAUUUUAGUGUUUAGUCAGUUGAAACUCUUUCGAACUAAUCGCAAUGCUUUCUAUCUCAUAUCGGAGUCGAUUUCCAGUUUUCUUUUCCAUUUCAUCUUUAUGACUUUGACGAUACUAACGGCAAUCUAUGGUGAUGAUGGAACAGGUCGUUUUCCAGUGUGGUGUAAAUUGCGUUACAUUCUCGGACCAACGUUUGCAGUUGUGACAUAUUAUAUGAUAUGUUCGGUUACUAUUGAUGAGUAUCUAUCAACAAAUCAUCGUCCGUAUCUUCGACAAAUAUGCACCGUGAAAUCAACACAUUAUGUGUCAAUUAUAAUUGUUGUGAUCGCCAUGGUUCACAGUGUCAUACUGGGAUUAUUCUUCGAUAUUCGACAAUCAACAGGAUGUGUGAUAUCGAAUCCAACUUUUGUUCAUUACACGACAGUGUUUUAUUAUCCCAUUCUGAUUGGUUUCUUACCGAUUGUGAUCACAUUAUUGUUUAGUUGUUUGGCAUAUCGAAAUGUUCGACGAAUUGUUCGUCAACAGUUGCCGAUCAUUCGUCGUCGACUUGAUCGUCAGAUGACAGCAAUGAUCUUGAUACGUGUGGUUUGCUUUAUUAGUUUGGCAUUACCCUAUAACAUCUGUCGCAUCUAUGUAACUCUAUACCCGAUAUCGAAAACGGAUAUGAUGAGGUAUGUGAUAGUUCGACUGAUUCAGGCAAUCACAUUUUCUAUGUCCAUGGCAAACUAUACAGUGAGCUUCUAUGCGUACAUAAUUUCAUCAUCGCGGUUUCGUCGUCAAGUGAAAUAUUUGUUAUUCAAGAAACGUUGGCAUGGAUGUAAACAAUGUUUUCACAUGAAAAGCAAUGGUGUUGUACCCCAAAGUUUCGAGAAUGAGACCAUAGAAGUGGAAGAGCUGUCCUAA
Molecule: messenger RNA, 1008 nt
Organism: Adineta ricciae
Lineage: Eukaryota; Metazoa; Rotifera; Eurotatoria; Adinetida; Adinetidae
Source: the annotation of a GenBank genome assembly